Messenger RNA from Plodia interpunctella (Indianmeal moth), 2885 nucleotides. It is a transcript of the gene fat-spondin, whose product is annotated as fat-spondin. Gene Ontology annotation, molecular function: serine-type endopeptidase inhibitor activity. The transcript has 17 exons. Gene Ontology annotation, cellular component: extracellular matrix. Gene Ontology annotation, biological process: cell adhesion. Lineage: Eukaryota; Metazoa; Arthropoda; Insecta; Lepidoptera; Pyralidae. The record is from RefSeq and is a predicted model, not a curated record. Bases 224 to 2521 code for a protein of 765 amino acids.
GAGUGGUGGGCGUGCGACGGCACGCGCUAACCGCCGGAAGCCGUCACUUGCUAGGCUCGUCAUUGCAGCGCGCGCUCUCCCGCUACACACAGUAGUUUAGCAAGCGUCGCAUACCGCGCUAUCUGACCCGCUGACACGGGACCUCUCGCCCCUUUAUCAAACCGGCACUAUCGCUCGCUGCGAACGACGGUCCACCCCAUGAGUGUAUAACUUCACCCAAGAAAUGUGGCGUAACUUAGCGUUAUUGACGCUAUGCGCAUGCGCGCUCGGGUGCGAGCUGGUGCCUGAAGUAACUGACGCGGCAAAGUCGCCGGGAGACAACUUCUACAGAUUGCUGGUCAAUGGUGAUGUGGAGAGAUAUGCGCCAGGGGAGAGAUACGUUGUGACGCUAGUCGGCUCGCGCACGCACGACGUGGUCCAGAAGUUCACGCGCUUCAUGAUAACGGCCUCGCCCCUGGACCCCGCGGCGCCGCGCGCGGGCUCGCGCCAGGGCCAGUUCCAGCUGUUCGCGGACACGCUGUCGCGGUUCGAGGACUCGUGCGUCAACACCGUGGUGGAGGCGGACGACCUGCCCAAGACCGAGGUGCAGGUCAUGUGGAAGGCGCCACCUAGCGGCUCCGGAUGCGUGCUACUCAAAGCCAUGGUAUACGAGAACCAGAGCCGCUGGUUCGCGGAAGACGGUCAGCUGACGCGCCGGAUUUGUGAAGACACUUCCCUCUCAGCUUCCGACUGCUGCGCCUGCGACGACGCCAAAUAUAGGAUGGUGUUCGAAGGGCUGUGGUCUGCGCAGACGCACCCGAAGGACUUCCCAGUGCAGGCGCUGUGGCUGACGCACUUCUCCGACAUCAUCGGCGCCACGCAUCCCAAAAACUUUUCCUUUUGGGGCCCGGGGGAGAUCGCCACUGAUGGCUUUAGAAUGUUAGCGGAGUGGGGUUCGGUCCAGCUGCUAGAGCGGGAGCUGAGACAGCAGGGCAAGAAGCUGCGGUCCAUCAUCAAGGCGCCGGGGCUGUGGUACCCGCACGUCAACUCCAACACUUCCGCCGUGUUUACCGUCGACAGGAAGCGACAUCUCGUAUCACUCGCCUCCAUGUUCGGUCCGUCCCCGGACUGGGUGGUGGGCGUGAGCGGGCUGCAGCUGUGCCGCGCCGACUGCUCCUGGCAGCGCCGCCUCGCGCUCGACCUGUUCCCGCACGACGCGGGCACCGACAGCGGCGUCAGCUACAUGUCCCCGAACUCAGAAACAUCCCCCCGCGAGAAGAUGUACCGCAUCACGACCAUGUACCCCGAGGACCCCCGCGCCCCCUUCUACGAUCCCUCGCGGAAGGAGAUGGCCCCCAUGGCACGCCUACACCUCAUCAGGGAGAAGGUCAUCAGCCGGGGCUGUGAUGAAGAGACGCUGCAGGCGCUGGUCGUUGAGGACGAGGACGAGGUGCAGGAGACAGCUAAACCGGAAUGCGCGGUGUCGGACUGGGGCCCGUGGUCGGAGUGCUCGGUGACGUGCGGCAAGGGGCUGCGCAUGCGCACGCGCGAGUACCGCUUGCCGCAGAAGGCGCAGAUGUUCGCCUGCACGCGGCAGCUCGUCGGCAAGGAGAUGUGUGUCGCCGCCGUGCCUGAAUGCGAGGGCGGCGCGGCCCCCUCGCCGGCGCUGGACAGCGAGGACGUGGACGCCGUGUGCCGCACGAGCGAGUGGGGGCCCUGGAGCGAGUGCUCAGUCUCGUGCGGCGUCGGCGUCAGCACGCGCCGCCGCCACUUCCUCGACCACAUGGGGCUCAAGAAGUGCCCGCUGGUCAGCGUCGAGGAGAACCGCAAGUGCAUGGAGCCUCAGUGCACGGAGCAGGAGCUGGACAUCUCCGACCCCGCCUGCCCCACCACCGACUGGGCCGGCUGGUCUCCGUGCUCCGCCUCCUGCGGCCGCGGCGUCAGGUUCCGUACUCGCCUCUUACUGGUGCCACCGGAACAACAACAGGAAUGCUCGUCGAAGGUGGAGUUGAUGCAGCAGCGACCGUGCCGGGAGAAGGACGACUGUUCCAUAGACAUGCUGACUGCCAAGCGCAUCUGCAUGGAGGAGCCGUCGCAGGGCCCCUGCCGCGGUUUGUACCAGCGCUGGGCGUUUGUAGCCGCGAAGGGCAUGUGCGCGCCCUUCUCCUACGGCGGCUGCCGCGGCAACCAGAACAACUUCCUCACGCAAGACGACUGCCUCAACACCUGCUCUGUGGUGCUCGGAGGCGGGUCGGUCUCGGUGCCGGCGCCGGCCGCGGCGUCGCCGCCGGCGGUCAGCUCCAACUACCCUGGCCUGAGCGUCAGCUCCGUGGUGGCUGUGCCGGCUAGCAUUGCCGGUCCGACUUUGUCCAACCCUGGCGACUGUCAGAUGAGCCCGUGGAGCACCUGGAGCCGCUGCAGCGUGUCGUGCGGCCUCGGCUACCAGGAGCAGACCAGGACUGUGCUGUCGGAGGCAGCCCCGGGCGCCGCGCCCUGUCCGCAGCGCCGCUCGCGACGCCGCCGCUGCACGAGGCACUGCUAACAGUGCGUGACGUCACCACAACACGUCUAACAUUAUCAUGAACAUGAACUUAGAAUGAACUAUAAAACUAAAAAUAUACGGGCGGAGCGUCAAAGGGCUACCUAAUAUUGGUUAUCGUAAAUAUCGUUAUUCCAAAUUUUCAACUCCCUGCUUCUGUCAGAAAUCUCAAAUUUAUACAAAGUCGUAACAGACUUGUUUAAAAUUUCCUAUAUACCAAAUAGUGCCAAAGAUCGAUAAAUACUCGAGUAAGCGAUACUUAGUUAAGUCGUUAAAGAAUACUUCUACUUAAGCGAUUAGCAUUUCGAUGCAUUUAGUUUUAUAUUUUUGUAAGCCAUUACUGACAAUAAAACAGUUUUAAGCAUUA